AUGGGCGAGUUCAAACCCAAGCUACCGCCCGUCGGCCCUCCGCCCGUCGAGAAACCCAUCCCUCUCACCAUCCUCCUCCUCAGGUCUCUCCUCGCGCAGCGGCAGAAAAUCUUCCUCACAGCCGCCGCCCAGCUCCUCAUAUGCACCCUCUUCCCCGGCCGCUACGCCGCCGUGCCCAUCGCCACGCUCGCCCUCGCCAUCACCACCACCCAACUCGCCGACCUGUUCCUCCCGCGCCCCGCCCCGCCCCCGUCCUACAUGGCCGCCGUGGUCCCCGGCCGGACCACCGCCCUCCUCCCCGGGCCGUCCGGCGCCUUCGGCUCGUCGCCCUCGUCCCGGCCCCUCGUCGCCUUCAACAUCGGCGCGCAGUUCAACCACCCCCGCGGCCCGCUGUGCCCGCACGGCAAGGAAAUCGCCCACAUGUUCGCCGACAUGAAACACGCGCUGCUGCAGCGCCGCGACGAGCUGGGGCUCAUCAGCGUCGCCGACUGGGUCGGCUCGCGGCCCGGCGCCGCCGACACCCUCAUGGCCAGCUACUUCUUCCGCGAUGUCGAGAGCGUCCACCGCUUCGCGCACGGGGAGAUGCACCGCCGCGCGUGGGACUGGUACAACGCCGUGCGGCCGGACCACAUUGGCAUCUUUCACGAGACCUUUGUCGUGCCGGCGCACUCGUACGAGACCAUCUACGCCAACUGCACGCCCGUCAUGCUGGGCGCCGGCGUCGUCAGGUGUGCCGAGAUGGAGGGCGAGAGGAACUGGAGGAAUACCCUUGUCAGCGCGGAUAGCGCCGAGCUGAAGAGCCAGUGGCAGAGGAUGAACAGGGACGGGAGCGGGAUCCCGAAACAAUGA
Metarhizium brunneum ARSEF 3297 is the source of this 849-nucleotide messenger RNA. RefSeq lists its product as uncharacterized. The record is from RefSeq and is a predicted model, not a curated record. NCBI's taxonomy places the organism in Eukaryota, Fungi, Ascomycota, Sordariomycetes, Hypocreales, Clavicipitaceae.